Molecule: messenger RNA, 538 nt
Organism: Rosa chinensis
Lineage: Eukaryota; Viridiplantae; Streptophyta; Magnoliopsida; Rosales; Rosaceae
Exons: 3
Coding region: 81-341 (86 amino acids)
Source: RefSeq, a predicted model, not a curated record
GCUCGCUCAGCGACUAUAAAAACCAGUCGCAACAAAAUUGGAUUUGGAAAGGAAACGAAGAGCAGUAUCGAGAGAAAGUGAUGGCUAUGAGAUCUGUUCAGAGCCGAGUGGUGCUGACUCGAGCCUUGUUGACUCGCUCUAUGGAGUCCUCUCGGGGAGCCACCCGUUACUACAGUGACGGAAAGGGCAAGAUUCUCAGCGAGGAGGAACGCGCUGCUGAGAACGUCUACAUCAAGAAAAUGGAGAGGGAGAGGCUGGAGAAGCUGAAGCAGAAGGCUGCCAAGGAAAGCGCCGAGAAUGAGAAAGUAAUUGCUGAUAAGAAGACUGACGGAACCCAUUAAAGUUGUGAUUUGCCCGACCUGAUAGGUUCAGAAGUAAUCCUGAUUACAGUAAUAAUAAUACCAUGACUUUUCAGCUCUGGGAUUUUCUCUGUAUAAAGUAUGGUGUUCUUUUGAUAUCUCCUAAACAGUUGUAGGAUAUAUGAUAUGUUUCCUAAUUCCUAUGAGUGUGCGCUAUGGUUAUUUUCCUUGACUGCAUU